UCCCCUACGAUUCAGCGCAGGAAGGGAGGGGGAAGCUUCUACAGGAAGCCCUGCCCUUCUCUCUUGCUUUCCAAGAUUCACUUGCACUAUCACUUUUUCCAACCACCGCUGGACGCAGAAUCCCAGUACGCGUCGAUACAUUUAUGCUUUAUCAUACAGCAGCAUGAGUCAGGUCAGCCCUUCUCUCAGACAUUUCUUCUUCGGCUUCGACGUCUUCUUUUUGGUCAUAGUGGAACUCAUUACUGUCACAGCUCCGGCUCCGUUGUUUAAACAUUACCAAGACAAUUUUGAAGUUCAGACAACCCACCGUUACAUCUUUGGCUCCAUUACCGUGGUGAUCAGCAUCUUGGGGGCUCACGGAGCCCACACGGCAAACCGGAUGAGCCUAACUGUGUACCUGGUGUGCAUGUUCAUUGGAAGUCUGCUGAUGCUCAGCGCUGGAAUUAUCGCUGCUGCAGCCCGACCAAACUUGGGGCGUGUGAUGGAGGAAAGGUUUCGUUUGCUUCUGCCACUGGAUCAGGCUUCAGCUGACAUCAGGGAUCAGGUUGAAAGACUACAGACAUCAUUGCACUGCUGUGGUCUGUUUGGCUACAAAGACUGGGAGAACAGCAUCCCUGAUUCCUGCCUGUGCAAACAGGAUGUAGAGGAAUGUCAGACAGUCAGCUACACAAACCUCCUGUUGAACCUUUUCUGGCAGAAGAAGUCUGUCUUCACACAGCCCUGCUUUCCCAUCAUCAUCAGCAGCGUUGCAAGAAAUGCCAACAUCACCCUGGGCGUGACCUUUGGUCUCUUUGUUCUAACACUCUUCGGCAUGGUGCUGUCAUCACUGCUGAUCUAUCAGAUGUAUAACACCAGCAUCAGGUUGAACUGCCAGUGGACGGGCCAGCCACCUGCCUACGAGCUGCUGGACGACGUGCCAGAGAAGACGCCUUCAGCCCCAAACCCACCAUGGAAUAAAAAAAAAAUCAGGAACCUUCAGAUGUUGUUUGGUGACAGAAAAUAUAUAUGAUUAAAUAUCAGAUAAGCAGAUUCAAUUUGUUUGUAAUCUUUCCUCUGUGCUGAGCUUCAUAUCUGCCGCCCUUGGAACCGCUUUGAGGGCGAGCUGGAGUUAAGGGUGACCUGUCUGGAGUCUUUGACGCAGCGUUUUGAGUUUUGUUCUGAACUUGGUAUUUAUUUCUUUGAAAGGUUAAAAUAAUUAAUGUUCUAGUUUCUGAGUUUGUUAUUUAUAGUUCUUGAUUUCUUGUUUUGUUAUGUUAGUUAUCCCUUUAUCUCCAUUCCCAGCGUCAGGUUCACAUGACUUAGUUUCAGUGUGUGUGUUUGUCAGUUUCUCUGUUGAGUCCUCCCACGCGCUCUGUUUCACAUGACAGCUCUGGUACUUAGUUCCAGGUCUCCCCUCUCUUUCCCAUAUCUUCUUACUAUUAACAGUUCAUUUGCUACAGCGAGACACAGUCUGAUGAACUGUCAGCAACCACAAAAGCACUUUGGGUUAACUCGUGUUAUUCCCAAGUUUGGUGUAUUAAUAAAAGUGUUUAGGCUACUGUACAUGAAAGAGUAGCCAAUUAGUAAAACAGUUAUUUUGAAAAAGGAGAGCAAAAGAAUAUAAAAAUGACAAGAAUACUUAUCAUUUCCUUUUCUCAUUACUGGCCUGUUUUCCACAAAGCUGCACAUUGUGUAACAAUGACGACAGACUCAGUGGAUUUUUUUCUGCACUGUUUUUACACACUCAAAAAAAAAAAAAAAAACAGCCUAUACGGCUGUUGAUGUUUAAAGUCUGAGAAAGCUUCUAUAAAGUCUCUCUCUCUCUCUCUCUUUCUCUUCUCCAACGAAAGUAAAACUCUUGGAAGCAAAAUGAGUCACAGCUGGAUGUUUAAACUGUGUGUGCGUGGGCACAACAACGUCCAUACAGCUUUUCCCUCCGGCGCAGCAGCAGAAAUUUUCCACUGCUGCUCCUGGUGCCAAAACAUUGCGUUUAGGUGUGUGUGUGUUUAGGUGUGUGUGUGUGUGUGUGUGUUUUAUGCCUAAUAUCUUUGCUUGUAUUGAUGAAUAGUUUUCAGUGAACAGGAUUUAUGAUAAGAGUAUAACAUAAAGAAAUAAAAAUAUCAAAUAUCUUUAUGACUGUUUCUUAUUGACCAGUCAUGCAGUCACACCAAAAUAAUUUGCGCACCUAUACGGUUCAAUAUGCCAGCGCAAUUCAUCAUGGUGCCUUUAAGGGCACCUCGUAAAUUCAGGAAUACUGCAGCCAUAUACCUUGAAAAUGAUCACAAGUGUACCCAAAAACAUUUUAAUAAGAAUGUGGUGGUGUUUGCAGAAAACAAGUUUUCAAUUUUUUCUUUGAAUUUGUGCUCAUGCUGCAGUGAUUUCUAGGAUGUAAUCAUUUCAAAAUGUUGCAGUCGUAAAAAUCCGUAAAUGAUCACCGUCAGCCUGCCUGCUGUGACAAACUGACAAACUUUUGUAUAAGUUCAUACUCAAGUUUAAAUAAACAACAACACUAAAGCUAUUCUGUUAUACCUCUAUGUUUAAAAA
This is a messenger RNA of Oreochromis aureus, 2523 nucleotides long. Its product is annotated as tetraspanin-8-like. Gene Ontology annotation, cellular component: membrane. The transcript is spliced from 10 exons. The record is from RefSeq and is a predicted model, not a curated record. The coding region runs from base 164 to 1009 and encodes 281 amino acids. Lineage: Eukaryota; Metazoa; Chordata; Actinopteri; Cichliformes; Cichlidae.